AUGAGAUCCAAACACUACAAUUUAUUUUUUAAUAUCCACGUUUUUUUUUUUUUAAAGAAAUUGGAAAUGUCAGGUUUCUGGAUUUUAUUGAUGACCUUCAUUGCCAUGUGAAUGCUGAAGGCGUCCAAAAAAUGCAUUAAUCUCCUUUGAACAGUUAUUGGUGAGAUGUGUCUGCUACUACUGCUCUGUAAGGCUUCAUAACGCCUCUAAUCUGAGGUGCUGUUAAUUGGUCACUUUUCAGGCUGAUAACUCUAAAUAAACUUCUCGUCUGCGGCAGAGAUACAGUCCAACUUUUUAGAUGCUGGGUCAGUGCACAAUCCCUCUCAGAGUCACUAGUUUAUCAGCCGGAGAAAGAGAUCAGCGUGAACAUCAGUGACUCGGCUACUCUGCAGUGUUGUAUUUCUAAAACAGACUUUGGUACAAUAGCCUUGUUAAAGCUAACAAAAAGAACAAAACCUCAAGUCAUAGUAUAUUUCUAUACACGCGCUGGAGAAACUUUUUACAAUGAAUCCCAGAAGUUACGUUUCAAAAUAGAAAGAUUUUCAAGCUGUAUCAAUAUGACCAUUUUAAGCAUUAUUAAAUCGGAUGAAGGCAUGUACUACUGCAUGAUCAACUAUCCGUACACUGUGUUUGGCGAUGGAACUGAUUUAAAAAUUAAAGGUCAAAGUGUAACUAGUGUGUUAGAACAAUCUCAACCAGCUCUGCAUGGUAAUUCAGUGGUGUAUGAGGCUACAUUGCAUGAAAACAACACUAAGAUGAACACAAAAGAGAAAGCAGUGCCUGGUUUGGGAAUAGCUUUGGGCUUUUGCAUACUUCUGAAUAUUUGUCUCAUUUAUUUCAUACUGAGCACAAGGAAAAAUAAAAUAUUUAUUCUGAAUGGUUCUACUGAAAACUGUCCCGAAACAAGACAGGACUCUGAACCUGAAACAUUGAAUUAUGCAGCUUUGCAAUUCUCCAGGAUGCAAGCCCAAGCCGAAAAAAGGAAAACUGGAUCAUUGAAUGAGUGUGUGUACUCUGAUGUGAAAUAAAUCUGUAUGAUGUAACAGAAAUGAUUCAUAACACACUGGCACUGUGACAAGACAAAAACCAAAAUAUUUUGAAUAUAAUAUCUGUUUUUUUAAAGCAUAAAUAUUUAUGUUAUCUGUUUUUUUACAGCUAUCAAAUAAAAUUAAGGUUUCUGUU
Messenger RNA from Clarias gariepinus (North African catfish), 1182 nucleotides. RefSeq lists its product as uncharacterized. Bases 558 to 1028 code for a protein of 156 amino acids. Lineage: Eukaryota; Metazoa; Chordata; Actinopteri; Siluriformes; Clariidae. The record is from RefSeq and is a predicted model, not a curated record. The transcript has 7 exons.